AAGAGGAGAAACAAUGCCUGAAUAAUCAAACGGCUGUUGCUCACGCGGAAAAACAACUGUUUCCCCAGAUUUACAAAAUCUAAUUAACAAUAAGAUUUGCCGGCCCCAUCAUGAGAUAACUUCAAAAGGAAGAAACUUCUUUUGGGGGUUCACUCUCCUGGCAGCUAUGUGCCAAACCCUUUCUAGUUCUAGGAAUCUAACUCAAAAAAGUCACGCGCCAAAAUGCCACAUGUCAUUCCUACGCGGUCUCUCUCUCUCUUCCAAUUGGACACACAACACAACCCCUAUAUAUAUGUACCAUGUACGAACCUUGUUCGCAAACAAAACAACACCACAUCCUUAAUCCGACAUUUGAAGGCUUGCAAGCUUAUAAUUUAUGUCUCGCACAAUGCUAAUCUCUUCUCUUCACUCAGCUCUGCCAUCACCAACACCGCCAUGUUCCAAUUCCAGCAUUCAUCAACCGCACCUGAAGACGGGGUUAUUUGAGAUGCAGAGGAGGAGGAGGAGGCAUCCUCUGAAGAUUUUCGCAUCAUGCGGUCGUGAUAACUACGAUGGUAAACUUGUUGACGAAGACAUGAUUGUUCUUCGAAUGCGAAUUCACGACAUGAAGAUGGCGGCAGAGAUGCAAGAUGGUGAUCAUAAACCCCCAGCAAAUUGGAUGCAAUGGGAGAAGCGAUAUUAUGAUAAUUACAAUUCGGACAUCUUUGAAGCCGUGGGGUUAUUGCAAACCCAUUUGAUGAACACAAGGCCUUGCGUGGCUCUGGGAAUGCUUGCUCUCAUUACACUCAGCGUCCCAAUUUCUACGGCUGCUUUGUUGGACAUUUUCAAGGGGAUCUUAUUAGCUCAUUAGUGACAAAUAUUAUCAAUUCACAUGCAAUAUAAACAAAUUUUAAUUUUAUUAUUAUUAUUUAUUUA
Molecule: messenger RNA, 915 nt
Organism: Prunus mume (Japanese apricot)
Lineage: Eukaryota; Viridiplantae; Streptophyta; Magnoliopsida; Rosales; Rosaceae
Source: RefSeq, a predicted model, not a curated record